GCACUAGUUGAUGGCCCCUGCAGCGGUGUCAGGAGGCAGGCUAUGCCCUUCAAGUGCAUGCAGUUGACUGACUUUGUUCUUAAAUUCCCUCACAGUGCUCGUCAGAAGUGUGUGCGACUUGCCUGGGAGAAGGAGAACAUAAAUGAAAAGUGGUCAGCAACAAGAUGGGCAAAGAAGAUUGAAGCCCGAGAAAAGAAAGCCAAAAUGACUGACUUCGAUCGCUACAAGGUUAUGAAAGCGAAGAAAAUGAGAAACAGAAUCAUCAAGCAUGAAAUGAAGAAGCUCCAGAAGUUGGCUUCUAAAAAAGGCAAGAAGACACCAGAGAAGCCAGAGAAGGGAAAGAAGAAGGCAGGGAAAGCAAAGAAGCCUGAGAAGCCAGAGAAGGCACCCAAGGCACCCAAGGCGCAGAAGCCAGAGAAGGCACCCAAGGCACAGAAAUAAAAUGAACUUCUCAUUAUGUAUAAUUCUGUGUCCUUGUUCAAUUCUAAAAUUGCAAACACCUGAUAUAAAUCUUAA
Molecule: messenger RNA, 516 nt
Organism: Acanthisitta chloris (rifleman)
Lineage: Eukaryota; Metazoa; Chordata; Aves; Passeriformes; Acanthisittidae
Gene: RPL14
Product: ribosomal protein L14
Exons: 4
Biological process (GO): translation; ribosomal large subunit biogenesis
Cellular component (GO): cytosolic large ribosomal subunit; ribosome
Molecular function (GO): structural constituent of ribosome; RNA binding
Source: RefSeq, a predicted model, not a curated record